Messenger RNA from Pieris macdunnoughi, 1779 nucleotides. The record is from the annotation of a GenBank genome assembly. Lineage: Eukaryota; Metazoa; Arthropoda; Insecta; Lepidoptera; Pieridae.
AUGGUUAAAACAAGGUCUUCAGCGAGAGUAGUCACCACAGCCCAGGGUUCGUCAGCUACGAAUGGAAACUCAUCUGAUCUUAGAACGAAAAAUAAAGGAUAUCCUAGGAACAGCCAAGGAAUACAAUCUGGUGCAACAGGCACAAGUUCCCAAGGCAAAGAUCCACUAGCACCAGGAAUGCAGGGCUCCCGCAACAUGUAUGGCCAGCACCCAGUGGUCGGGGGCUACAGUAUAGUCAAUAAUCCACAGGAUUCUAGGGCACAGAACCUACCUGUAACGAGUCGCCAGAACCCGAUGUACACGGGUAACAUGUACCACGGGUAUGGCGGGACGGGGUCAGCCACAUUGGCCCCCAUGCCUUCACCUUCGCCAACCUCAGUCAUGCCGCCGCCUUUCCCUGUACACCCUGAUGUUAAGUUUAAAAAGUUACCAUUCUAUGAUGUGUUAGCGGAACUAAUGAAGCCAUCCACAAUGAUGCCGAUACAACCAGGCCGAAUGCAAGAAGGCAGUUUCAUAUUCCACCUCACACCGCAACAAGCAACAGAUAUCGCCACAGGAAAGGAUUUAGUUGGAACAAGCAAUAAACUUGAUUAUGUCAUACAAGCUCAAUUAAGGUUUUGCCUGCUAGAGACAUCGUGCGAACAAGAAGACUACUUUCCACCUAGUGUUAAUGUUAAAGUAAACAAUAAAAUGUGUCCACUGCCAAACCCAAUACCAACAAACAAACCAACUCCGGAGCCAAAGAGACCUCCCCGGCCAGUCAAUAUCUCAUCCCUAGUAAAACUGUCUCCGACUGUGGUCAACACCAUCCAGGUGACAUGGGCGGCAGACUUCACAAGAGCAUAUGUCUUAAGUGUUUUCAUGGUGAAAAAGCUGACCUCUGCCGAGUUACUCAUGAGGCUGAAGAAUAAAGGGACCAAGAAUGCUGAUUAUACUAGAUCGCUAAUUAAAGAAAAGCUCGCGGAGGACUACGACAACGAAAUAGCGACGACGUCACUCCGCGUGUCCCUGAUGUGUCCGUUGGGCAAGAUGCGGAUGUCUUGUCCGUGCCGACCUGCCAACUGUCCGCACUUGCAGUGCUUCGACGCGUCUUUGUUCCUGCAAAUGAAUGAGAGGAAACCCACUUGGCUCUGCCCGGUCUGCGAUAGGCCGGCGCCCUAUGAUUCGCUGGUUGUUGACGGGUACUUCCAAGAGGUUCUGACCUCUCCCCGCUUAGCUACUGACUGCAAUGAGAUCCAACUCCUGGCAGACGGGAGCUGGUCGGCGCAUUCCCCUCCUCCACGAGUGCAGCAGGUGGCCCCUGUCGCGGAGCCUGUCACUCUCAUACCGGACGAGUUAGAAGUGAUACCGAUAGAGGGCAACAAUGCAGCAAAGAAAGCAGCGGUAGGAGAAAAUCGAACUCCAAAGCCCACUGAAGUCCUGGUAGAUCUCACCUCCGACUCUGAAGAUGAACUGCCUUUGAAAAGAAAGACUCCAGUACCAAAGUCCACUCCUCCUAUAGCUGAUCAGACUCCGAAAGAAGAAAACUAUAAUACUAAUAAUGGUCCCGAUGCGGUAUCAUCAAGCGGUUACCGAUCCCCGAGUAACAGUGGUGGCGUCAUCUCGCUAGAUAGCCCUUCGCCCCCCGCAGCGGGGUCUCCGCAGCCUCGCACCACCGAUACUAGGAGCGUCUCACCGGAACAUUGCACGAGUAACAGUGAACGCGCGCAGAUUGAAUCAUCGCCGUCCCAUUGGGCGCCUUACGCAGACUCCGAACAAAAUGACAAUUAUAGAAGGUAA